AUGGAGUCUGAAGAAAGCAUCAUCAAAGUAAGCGUAAGAAAUAACCCUGGAACUUAUAUCUUUGAAGGAAAAGAAAAGCUCAAAGCUAAAGGAAGUGUUUCAUUCCAUGCAAUUGGUGGAUCAAUUGUGAACGCAGUAAAAGCAUCUGACAGACUGGUGUCCUUAGAUAAUCAAAAUAUGACAUCGCGCAAAUUUCUGGUCUCCCAAGUGAAAAUAUAUCUCUUGCAUAUUUUAAUUAUGAGGUUUCCCUUGGUGAAAUUAUUCCAGCUCUAUCAGAGAAGCAAGAGCCAGAUGGUUUUUCCUCCCAGACUCCUGGCUUUAGGGAAUGGAAUUUUCAAGAAGGAUAUCGCUUACCCCAGACGGUGGACUGGGAGAUUUAGGGUGCUGAUUGAACCCAAGUUAGGGCCUGAGCUCUAAGAAGAGUAGUCGAAGCCCUAACUUCAAGACUGGCGGCCUCAUUGGUGAGCAAAGUCCGAGGUAGCCACACCUUGGCGGGCCAGAGGAAAAUGGCGUAAAAUUUCCCCCGAGCGGAGCUGGAGGCAGAUAUAGUUUAGCAACCUGGUAUGGACGUUAAAUAUAUAGAGUAAUUAAGAUUAAGAUUAAGAUUGGUUUCCUUAGGUUAUGCAACUCUUACAAAGUUUGAGACUUCUUGUGUUGACGAAAAGGAUUUUGAUGGAAAACCUAGAAAAGUCUAUAAAGUUGUGCUUCAGUUAGCUAGAACUCCAGAAUUCGAUAACAUCUAUGAGCAGUUUGAAAAAAACAAAACUAAAAAAUAA
Blepharisma stoltei is the source of this 776-nucleotide messenger RNA. The record is from the annotation of a GenBank genome assembly. Lineage: Eukaryota; Ciliophora; Heterotrichea; Heterotrichida; Blepharismidae.